Messenger RNA from Mesorhabditis belari, 1062 nucleotides. Lineage: Eukaryota; Metazoa; Nematoda; Chromadorea; Rhabditida; Rhabditidae. The record is from the annotation of a GenBank genome assembly.
AUGGUUGCUCCUCAUCUGAAGCGCGGAUCAAUCGUCGUUCUUCAUCAUGCCGAGAUGACCACAAAAGAGAUUUCAACGAAGCUCAAUCUUUUGCUAAGGACUGUUCUCCGAGCUGUUAACUUGUUCAAGACAACUGGAAAAAUAAUUGUUCGAGCUGGACGAGGCUUUCAAAGACGCUUACUGCUCAUCGCUGAGAAUCUCAACAAGUUCAUCUUCGUCAUAACGAACACACUCGGAACUUUUUGUGUUCACGAACAACCGUUUCCACUAGAUUGCCCUGAAGUAUUAAUAACAUUCUGGCAACAAGCCAACAUUUUUCUUCAUGGCUACGAUUUCGUCACUGCAGCCAAAUAUUGUCAAUUGAUGAUAUCGCUUAGCCGCUUCUUUGCCGUCUCCUUUGAUGGUCGUUAUUUUCGGAGUACACAAAAGUGGUCGUGGGUUCAACUGCUAAUACCCAACAUUGCGACACUCGGUCUUGUGCUCCUUAAUGAGCUAGUGAGAAGCACAGAGACUUGUCUGCACAGUUAUAUCUACCCGGGAGUCUUGUUGAUCAUGUGUUCGUUAGAUGCGGUGACUGGGCAAAAGAUGACACAUCUGAGGAAACACGGCAAAGUCUCCAAAGCCGAAGGUCUGCUCAUGUUACAGAUAUUCUUCAUAUCGAUGGUUCGAAUCAACCCAAAUCGUGCGGCAGCAAUGCGACGUUGUUCGACGAGCGAGGGAGGAUUUGUGAUCGGAUUGCGGGCAAAAGUCGAAGAACUACGACGUGGCAAGGGAACCACCAAACGCCCGCUCAUUGCCACGCCCUUCAAAUCGAAAAUUCGCUUCUACAAAAUGAUUGAGCACUUGGAGACGCCAAUCGUCGACCAUCUGAUUGGCUGGAGAUUUUGUUGCUUGGUAGCCAAGGACCUCCUGGAGCCCCUCCGACUUGCCAUCUCCGAAGCCACCGCCGAGCGCCGCGAUCGUGUGGAACACUGCAAGCCAAUCAUCGAUGACUUCACUAACGAUGCUGACGUGUGGGCUCGGCAGGAUGUGUGGUUCUCCGGAGAUGGCGCCCGAAAGCUU